Messenger RNA from Sciurus carolinensis (gray squirrel), 1999 nucleotides. Its product is annotated as tetratricopeptide repeat protein 30A2. Gene Ontology annotation, biological process: intraciliary transport. Gene Ontology annotation, molecular function: intraciliary transport particle B binding; protein binding. The record is from RefSeq and is a predicted model, not a curated record. Gene Ontology annotation, cellular component: intraciliary transport particle B; axonemal microtubule. NCBI's taxonomy places the organism in Eukaryota, Metazoa, Chordata, Mammalia, Rodentia, Sciuridae. The transcript has a single exon. Bases 2 to 1999 code for a protein of 665 amino acids.
UAUGGCGGGGCUGAGCAGCGCCCAGAUCCCCGACGGGGAGUUCACCGCCGUCGUGUACCGGCUCAUCCGCGACUCCCGCUACGCCGAGGCGGUGCAGCUGCUGGGCGCAGAGCUGCAGCGGAGCCCCAGGAGCCGCGCCGGCCUGUCGCUGCUGGCCUACUGCUACUACCGCCUGCAGGAGUUCGCGCUGGCCGCAGAGUGCUAUGAGCAGCUGAGCCAGCUGCACCCGGAACUCGAGCAGUACCGCCUGUACCAGGCCCAAGCCCUGUACAAGGCCUGCCUUUAUCCAGAGGCCACCCGGGUCGCCUUCCUUCUCCUGGACAACCCCGCCUAUCAUAGCCGGGUCCUGCGCCUGCAAGCUGCUAUCAAGUACAGUGAGGGUGACCUUCCAGGGGCCAGGAGCCUGGUGGAGCAGCUGCUCAGUGGGGAAGGGGGAGAAGAGAGUGGAAGUGAGAAUGAGCCAGACGGUCAGGUCAACUUGGGUUGUUUGCUGUACAAGGAGGGACACUAUGAAGCUGCCUGCUCUAAGUUCUUUGCAGCCCUGCAGUCUUCAGGCUACCAGCCUGACCUUUCCUACAAUCUGGCACUGGCCUAUUAUAGUAGCAGACACUAUGCCCCAGCUCUGAAGCAUAUUGCCAAUAUAAUUGCCCGUGGCAUCCGUCAGCACCCAGAACUUGGUGUGGGCAUGACCACUGAGGGCAUUGAUAUUCGAAGUGUUGGCAACACUUUAGUCCUCCACCAGACUGCUCUGGUGGAAGCCUUCAACCUCAAGGCAGCCAUAGAAUACCAGCUGAGAAACUAUGAGGCAGCCCAGGAAGCUCUCACUGACAUGCCACCUAGAGCAGAGGAAGAGUUGGACCCCGUGACCCUGCACAACCAGGCACUCAUGAACAUGGAUGCCAAGCCUACAGAAGGGUUUGAGAAGCUACAGUUUUUGCUCCAACAGAACCCCUUCCCCCCAGAGACUUUUGGCAACCUCUUGCUGCUCUACUGUAAGUAUGAGUAUUUUGACCUGGCAGCAGAUGUCCUGGCAGAAAAUGCCCAUUUGACUUAUAAGUUCCUCACACCCUAUCUCUAUGACUUCUUGGAUGCCAUGAUCACUUGCCAGACGGCUCCUGAAGAAGCUUUCAUUAAGCUUGAUGGCCUAGCAGGAAUGCUGACUGAGCAGCUUCGAAGACUCACCAAACAAGUACAGGAAGCAAGACACAAUAGAGAGGAUGAAGUUGUCAUAAAGGCAGUGAAUGAAUAUGAUGACACUCUUGAGAAAUAUAUUCCUGUGUUGAUGGCCCAGGCAAAGAUCUACUGGAAUCUUGAAAAUUAUUCAAUGGUAGAAAAGAUUUUCCGCAAAUCUGUGGAAUUCUGUAAUGACCAUGAUGUGUGGAAGUUGAAUGUGGCUCAUGUUCUGUUCAUGCAGGAGAACAAAUACAAAGAAGCCAUUGGUUUCUAUGAACCCAUAGUCAAGAAGCAUUAUGAUAACAUCCUGAAUGUCAGCGCUAUUGUAUUAGCAAACCUCUGUGUUUCCUAUAUUAUGACAAGUCAAAAUGAAGAAGCAGAAGAGUUGAUGAGGAAGAUUGAAAAGGAAGAAGAGCAGCUGUCCUAUGAUGACCCUGACAGGAAAAUCUACCAUCUCUGCAUUGUGAAUUUGGUGAUAGGAACACUUUAUUGUGCCAAAGGAAAUUAUGACUUUGGUAUCUCUCGAGUUAUCAAAAGCUUGGAACCUUACAGUAAAAAGCUGGGAACGGAUACCUGGUACUAUGCCAAAAGAUGUUUCCUGUCCUUAUUAGAAAACAUGUCAAAGCACAUGAUAGUGCUUCGUGACAAUGUUAUUCAAGAAUGUGUGCAGUUUCUAGAACACUGUGAGCUUUAUGGCAGAAACAUACCUGCUGUUAUAGAACAACCCCUGGAAGAAGAAAGAAUGCAUAUUGGAAAGAACACAGUCACAUAUGAAUCUAGACAGUUAAGAGCUUUGAUUUAUGAGAUUAUAGGAUGGAAUAUGUAG